ACACAAAUAGUAUGCUCUCACAGCAUAUAUUCGAGUCUAGAGAUUCAAGAGACAAGCAGCUUCACAAAGUUUUGCUUGAGGACUUUAACUGCAACUUUGAAGAUCAACAAUUACCUGAGAGUGACUGUCAUGGCUGCCCAGCUGACUUCAACAGAGGAUAACUUGGCGCGGAUCCUGGCAGUGGAAAGCUCGUUCGGUCGGUAUGGGAAGCCCCUGAAGAAACCAGGCCGGGUCCUGGUGGGAGAGGGGUGCUUGACAAAGCUCUGCAAACGAAGCCCUCAGCCCCGGGUCUUCUUCCUGUUCAAUGACAUCCUGGUGUAUGGCAGCAUUAUCGUCCAGGACCGCUUGUACACAGGACAGAAGGUCAUUCAGCUGGAGGACCUAAUGGUGGAGAGUCUAGAAGAUUCCCCAGACAUGAAGAACCAAUGGCUGCUCCGCACACCAAGCAAGUCCUUCUAUGUGUCGGCCGCCUCACCCCAAGAGAAGGCUUCCUGGAUCACGCAUAUCGAGGAGUGCCGCACCAAGAGGGUGAACGAGAGGGGCCAGGGGCCUGUGGAGGAUUUCGCCCCCUCCUGGAUCCCCGACAAGGCCUCAGCCAUUUGCAUGCGCUGCUGCACCAAGUUCUCCUUCAGUCAGCGGCGGCACCACUGCAGGCAGUGCGGCAUCUUGGUCUGCGGCUCCUGCUCCAGCCAGCGGUUCCUCAUCCCCAACAUCUCCCGUGAGCCCGUGCGCGUCUGUCAGGUCUGCUUCCAGAAUCUGCAGGCCAAGGAGUUCACCCGCAACCGUGGAGACAGCGGCGGGAACAGCUGUACAGAGGAGACCUCCAGCGAUGAAGACGCCAUGAUGACUGGGUCAUCUAAAAAUGCUCUGCGGGGGUGGACACCAUACUCUCAUGAAUAAGCCUGCCAAAAAUGACACUUUCAAUGUUUCUAUGGUCUUCAUGAAGCACAGAAGUGAAGCAUGUUCACUACAGCGUGAUUGACUACCUGAGGACUGUAGGUCAUGAUCUAAAGAUGAAAAUAUUGUGAACUUUUGUCUUAAAAUAAAAACACUAGGACAAGAUGUACUAUAUAAACUUUUUUUACAAUGUAAAUUUUUAAUUCAAUCUCACUGUUAAAGAGAUGAUUUAUUCUGAGUCCUUUAAUGAGACCUUGUAUGAAGUUUACCUAAAGAGUAUACAUUGCAGCACUGCAUUUGAUUUGAUAUUGGCUAAUGUUGGAUGUAUUCCGUUUGUAUUCUUAAUUUGUAUCAUCUACGCAACAUGUUUGAAUCAAAAUAACAGGGAACUGUGAUGGCAUAGGCACUUUAUAAUGUUAUAUUGUAUAUAGGUAUGCAUAUUCAUAUUCAUAAAAAUUAUAUUAUUCAAA
This is a messenger RNA of Conger conger (European conger), 1367 nucleotides long. RefSeq names its product pleckstrin homology domain-containing family F member 1-like. The record is from RefSeq and is a predicted model, not a curated record. Gene Ontology annotation, molecular function: phosphatidylinositol binding; metal ion binding. The coding region runs from base 130 to 900 and encodes 256 amino acids. The transcript has 2 exons. Lineage: Eukaryota; Metazoa; Chordata; Actinopteri; Anguilliformes; Congridae.